Amorphotheca resinae ATCC 22711 is the source of this 393-nucleotide messenger RNA. RefSeq lists its product as hypothetical. The annotation marks the transcript as partial. Lineage: Eukaryota; Fungi; Ascomycota; Leotiomycetes; Helotiales; Amorphothecaceae. Gene Ontology annotation, biological process: intracellular signal transduction; cyclic nucleotide biosynthetic process. The record is from RefSeq and is a predicted model, not a curated record. The transcript has a single exon.
GUAUUCACAGACAUCAUCGACUCCACGAACCUCUGGGAACACAAUCAGAAAGCCAUGCAAGUGGCCCUCAAGUUGCACGAUUCGAUCAUCCGCACCGAGCUGCUUCGCUUCGGCGGGUACGAAGUGAAGACGCUCGGCGACGGAUUCCACGCCUCCUUCUCCCAACCCGAAGCCGCGCUGAACUUCUGCAUGGCCACCCAGGAAAAACUCAGGGCUGCAGUAUGGCCCCGGGAAAUCGUCGAGUAUGCCUUCCGCGAAGGUUACGGGGACGGGCAUUCGCGAUCGCUCGAACCGCGAGGGCUGAGAGUGAGAAUGGGAAUCCAUUUCGGGAGGCCGUUUUCGUGCAGAGUUGAUCAGCUAACCGGACGAGUGGACUACCACGGCCCCAUGAUC